Molecule: messenger RNA, 702 nt
Organism: Pectinophora gossypiella (pink bollworm)
Lineage: Eukaryota; Metazoa; Arthropoda; Insecta; Lepidoptera; Gelechiidae
Exons: 3
Coding region: 79-567 (162 amino acids)
Source: RefSeq, a predicted model, not a curated record
GCAUAAACAUUUGCAUGUUAUGACAUAAGCUCGGUUGUAUAAAAGCCGUGUGUGGGGUGUACUGAGCACAGUUCAACGAUGGCUCGGCUUGUGUUCGUUGCUCUAGCCUUAGGGCUGUGUGCUUGUGCCUUUGCUGCACCAGGUUAUGGAGGCGGUAGUAGCGGUGGUGGCGGAGGAUACGGUGGAGGAGGUGGAUUCGGAGGCGGUGGUGGAUUCGGAGGCGGUAAAGGAGGCAGCGGCGGCGGCGGCAGCGGAGGCGGCGGCGGCUUUGGCGGCGGUCAUGGCGGUGGAGGCGGCCUAGGAGGCGGCAACGGCGGCGGUCACGGAGGUGGUGGCGGCCUUGGAGGCGGCAACGGGGGCGGUUACGGAGGUGGAGGCGGUGGCGGUCUCGGCGGCGGUAACGGAGGCGGUCACGGUGGACACGGCGGCGGCGGAAACGGCGGCUAUGGUGGCAGCGGCGGCUUCGGUGGCUCUAGCGCCAGCGCCAAGGCUUCAGCCUCGGCCUCCGCCGGCGCUGGCAGCGGUGGCGGCGGCUACGGCGGACAUAAAGGAGGAUACGGACGUUAAUAUUUUACGGAGCUGAUCCAAAGAAGACCAGAGGCAGGAGUACCAACUGCUCAAUGUGAUAUAGUUUAUAUAACGCCAUAAUACUUAUUGUACAUUACAUUAUAUGUAGCCAAUAAACAGCAUAUGUUUUUAAAA